AUGGUGCAGUCGCUCAACAUUGCAGGAAUAAAGUCAGCGUUCCUCCUGUUGCGCCGCCCGCAACUACUGCUGCCACACAUGGCCGUCUCCGACAUUCGCUCGAUCCCAUUCGACGAGAUGCGCCAGAACGGCAUCAAAUACCUGGUAUUCGACAAGGACAACUGCCUCACUGCGCCGUACGCCGACCAUAUCCACCCGGACUUUCAAAGUGCAUGGCAAAAGUGCAAAGAUGUAUUCCCGCACAACCGCAUUCUCAUUGCGUCCAACUCUGCGGGCACGCCGGACGACGCCAAUUGCAAAGCUGCCAAGAGCGUCGAGCUGGCACUGGGCGUACCGGUACUGCGCCACCAAGUUAAAAAGCCCGCCUGCGGCCCGGAGAUAAUGGCUCAGCUCGGGGCCACGGAUCCACGAGAGGUUGCGAUGAUCGGCGACCGUCUGGCCACAGACAUUGUACUCGCCAAUAUAAAUGGGUUUUUGGGCGUGUGGACCCAGGUCAUUAUCACUACAAAGGGCGAUAACGCGGCUGCUGCCGUGCUGCGCAGGAUGGAGCACGCACUGUACGAUAUCCUGCACAGGUACGGAUUCGAAGCGCCGUCACACCCUCUGAACAAAUGA
Messenger RNA from Kickxella alabastrina, 615 nucleotides. Its product is annotated as mitochondrial PGP phosphatase-domain-containing protein. Bases 1 to 615 code for a protein of 204 amino acids. The record is from RefSeq and is a predicted model, not a curated record. Gene Ontology annotation, molecular function: phosphatidylglycerophosphatase activity. Lineage: Eukaryota; Fungi; Kickxellomycota; Kickxellomycetes; Kickxellales; Kickxellaceae. The transcript has a single exon.